GACGGCGAGCGGGUGGAACUUUGCAUGCUCGAUAAAACGGAACCGGAUUUAAUGCAUUUUACAGCUUAGGCUAUAGCUGGAGCUCCGGUGAGGGGAGGCUGCACGCUUUAAAGGUCUGAAAAGCUAAGCAAACAUGAGCGACAAGGGGACAGUUUCACCGAAAGAGAAGGAGGCAACGGAGAAGAGGGGGCGUGGAAGACCCCGCAAGCAGCCCCAAGUGAAGACCUCUGACGAACCAAGUGGGUCCCCUACUCCAAAGAGGCCCAGGGGACGGCCGAAGGGCAGCAAAAACAAGGCAGCCAGCAAGGGCAAGAAGGCAACAGCAUCCCCAUCUGUUGGGGGGAAACGCAGGGGAAGACCUAAGAAGGAGGAGAAGGAAGAAAAGGCAUCCCAGGAAUCAUCGGAGGAGGAGGAAGAUGAAGAAGAGGACCAGUAAUUCACAACGCAUGCUACCUCACUCAACAUACUGACUUACUGUUAACCAGAACUGGGCUGUAUCUCCAACACCAGUGCCACCACAUGACCACUGUUCACGACAAAGCCCUCUUUGCCAAAAAGGAGGGUUAACACAGUACAAAUAUCAUGCAACAGCACUGGAUAGAACGAUGGACCUUGCUCAAGCAUAGAUCUAAGAAUUACAUGAAAGGUAACAGCCCUUUUCUCUACAUGUCACGUUAUCACAAGUCUUUUAUACUGGACAAAAGUGUGCUCUCAGGAGCCUGGACAUUUCCGUCCCCCCC
Perca flavescens (yellow perch) is the source of this 740-nucleotide messenger RNA. RefSeq names its product high mobility group AT-hook 1a (gene hmga1a). The transcript has 5 exons. NCBI's taxonomy places the organism in Eukaryota, Metazoa, Chordata, Actinopteri, Perciformes, Percidae. Gene Ontology annotation, cellular component: chromatin; nucleus. Gene Ontology annotation, molecular function: transcription coregulator activity; DNA binding. Gene Ontology annotation, biological process: regulation of DNA-templated transcription. The record is from RefSeq and is a predicted model, not a curated record. Bases 134 to 436 code for a protein of 100 amino acids.